Molecule: messenger RNA, 1656 nt
Organism: Loa loa (African eye worm)
Lineage: Eukaryota; Metazoa; Nematoda; Chromadorea; Rhabditida; Onchocercidae
Product: carboxypeptidase A1
Exons: 12
Coding region: 1-1623 (540 amino acids)
Biological process (GO): proteolysis
Molecular function (GO): zinc ion binding; metallocarboxypeptidase activity
Source: RefSeq, a predicted model, not a curated record
AUGCUUCAACGUAAAAACAAUUUAACAACGAAACGAUGGUCAGAAUGGAGAUUGCAACGAUAUCUUUUCCAAUUUUGGCCUACUUAUAUAAUAGCUAUUAUAUUUACAUCGAUCGGCGAUACGAUUGCUGAUAGCGAUUUGUCAACAAAUUUGACAGAGACAUCAAUUACCACUGGGAAAAGUUCUUUUACAGUGUACCGAUUGAAUCCAGAAACCAAAGGACAAACAGAAUACCUUCUUGAUUUAUUAGUAAACAGCACAAAGAUAGAUUUUUGGAAAGCACCGAGAGUAGCCGGUGGUCAAGUACAUGUGAUGAUUCGAGAAGAGAUGAAGGAUGGAUUUUUGAAAUCAAUGAAAACACAUAAUAUUUCAUAUUCAGUCAUGAUCGACGAUGUUGAAAAGAAAAUAAGAAAAUUACGCGAAAAAGCCAAUAGGUCACGUCAUUAUAAUUGGUUACGAGAUGAUCCAUCAUCAUCACGUCGGGUUCAUUUCAAUCUGGCCCAGUACCAUUCAUAUAAUGAAAUUCUCAAUUAUCUAGAUCAGUUAAGUGCUGCAUAUCCGGAUCGUACCCAAGUGAGAAGUAUUGGUGUCACCCACGAAGGACGACAGUUAAAAUUAAUCAAGAUUGGCAAGCCAAGACAUUUUCAAAAAGCAGGCAUUUGGAUCGAUGGUGGCAUCCAUGCACGUGAAUGGGUUUCACCAUCUACUGUACUGUAUAUGAUAGAUCAACUGGUGACGAAAUAUGACGUGGAUCCACAAAUUCAACGUCUUGUUGAUGAGUUGGACUGGUUUAUUGUUCCGCUGCUCAAUCCUGACGGAUAUGAAUAUACUCGAAGUAGCACUAAUCCGGAAGUCCGACUUUGGCGCAAAAAUCGCUCACCACUGACUUGUCGAAUUUCACACAAUGGAAUUUUUUCACAUCCUCAACAAAAAUGCUGUCAAGGUGUUGACUUAAAUCGUAAUUAUGAUUGGCAAUACGGUAUGGAAGGCUCAUCUAACGAUCCAUGCUCAGAAAUUUAUCAAGGUCCGUCUGCAUUUAGCGAGCCGGAAACACGAGCCGUAUAUAGAUUCAUUGCUGAACGACGUCAUAUCAUUAAAACAUUUCUAACAUUUCAUAGUUAUUCUCAAAUUUUAAUGUACCCAUUUGGACACCGUGAACGGACCUAUACAUCUGAUGUUGAUGAUUUAAGAAGUACAGCAUUGCAAGCAGCAAACGCUUUGCGUGCAGCAUAUGGUACGCAGUAUACGGUUGGUACCGGUGCCGAUACUUUGUAUCCUGCAUCCGGCGGGGCCGAAGAUUGGGCGAAAGGACGAAUGGGAAUAAAGUAUUCGUAUUUGUUUGAAUUACGUCCAGAUGGCGAAGUUUGGGAUGGUUUUCUGCUAGAUGAAAGUCAGAUAAUACCAACGGCACGUGAAUCAUUCGAAGCUGUAAAAGUGAUUGCGAAUCGUACCUCGGCGAUGUUUACACCAAAAAAUAUAACACCUAUAGAAAUGAAUAACUCAAAAAGAACGACAUGCGUUGACAAUGAACAAUUUUUGCACUUUUUUGGGCUCGACAUGGUUAUUGCAGUAGUUGGGAAAUUAUGCGAAAAAAUUUGCGCACGUUCUUGUGGUUUUUUGUAGAACAUUUAAUGUUACUACGUAAAAUAGUGAAAU